Halteromyces radiatus is the source of this 963-nucleotide messenger RNA. RefSeq lists its product as uncharacterized. Bases 1 to 963 code for a protein of 320 amino acids. NCBI's taxonomy places the organism in Eukaryota, Fungi, Mucoromycota, Mucoromycetes, Mucorales, Cunninghamellaceae. The transcript has 5 exons. The record is from RefSeq and is a predicted model, not a curated record.
AUGAAUGGUAAUAAACCUAGUAUUCCUACAACACGUAUUCACAAAACCACAGUUCGACCAACAAGAGCAUCCUUAGCUCGAGCGAAUACUGUCCAAGCUAAACAACAGCAGCAGCAAAAUAAUACAACAAAUGGUCAACGAUCUUCUUUACCUUCACGGGUCAAGAAACCAUCGACAGAAACAUCCACUCAUCAUAUGAAUAAAAAGACGGCAAAUUCUUCAACAACAGCUAUAAGACCAACAAAGAAAUCUCGACCAGACAAUAUGAACAAUCAUACUUCAUCCUCGACCAUUGGUAACAAACGGAAAUCUAUAACGACAAAGGAAUCCAUUAAAAAAAGACCAGCUUGGGAUAUGCGAGGUAAAAUCAGUGAUUUAGAAGCUCAAUUGGAGAAAAGCAAUGAUAAAUUGAAAGGAUUAUAUAAAUUCAAGGAUGAAUUACAUGUUAUGAAAGAAGAUAAAGAAUCUGAACGAAAACAGGCCAUACAGAAAGCAGUAGCAUUGAAAGCUGAAUUACAGACUUUGGAACGCGAACAUGAACAAGAAAUUGAAAAUCUUAAUGCUCAACAAAGAAUCCAUCAUCAAGAAUUACAAGAUAAGCAGCUGAUCUAUAAAAGACGGGUGACGACCAUUGAAAUCGAAUUACAAGAUGCCCAGCGGAAACUCAAAGAUGCUGAAAAGAGAUCGGAUCAAGUGAUGCAGGAAUAUCAACAAUUGGAGGCUAAACUUUCCCAAGCAAAAACGGAAACCAUGGAAAUGGAAACAUCAUUAAAACGUAUUGAUUUGAAAUUAGAGCGAUUUGGUGGGACAUUGAGUGACCGGGAACGUGAUAUCACUUUACAGAAAAAGACAUUAGCUAAGGAACAACCUGCCACGAAGACCGCCGAAGAAAAAUUACAAGAAGCUCAGUCCAAUAGAGAAAGGAUACAAGCCAUGAUUAAUGAUCUACAACAUUCUUCUUAG